UACAUCCGGGUAACUGUGGUGACCUUGGUUGGUUCAUCAUCAUGGCGGCUAUUGUCAGGUUGAGUUCUGUGUUUCGCAGAGGAGUCAAACCUCUGUUCUACCAAGGCACUCUGCUGGCCAGGCCGCUGGUUGUACCACACAACUACCAGGAGCAGCCCCACCAGCUGACAGCAAGGAUCCAUGCGUCACAGGCUCUGAACGCGGGCUCUGGCUCCAAAGCCGCCUCUCUGCACUGGACAGGAGAGCGAGUAGUGAGCAUCCUGCUGCUGGCCCUGGGACCCGCAGCCUAUUUCAGCCCCUGUCCUGCUGUCGACUACUCCCUGGCUGCUGCCCUGACCCUGCAUGGGCACUGGGGUAUCGGGCAGGUAUUAACAGACUACGUUCAUGGGGACGCAAAGAUCAAGAUGACCAACGCCGGCCUCUUCGUCCUGUCCACGGUCACCUUCGCCGGUCUCUGCUACUUCAACUACAACGACGUGGGCCUCUGCAAAGCCAUCGCCCUGCUCUGGAGCAAAUGAGUUAACUGUGGAAGCUUGGAGGACCGAGACACCGGGAGAAGAGAAAUCUUGUCCUGGCUGAUUGUAAAAGAUUGAAGGUGUUCUAUGUAAAUUCUUAUAAAUAUAUCAUGUUGACAAUAUAACAGUGAUUCACAGGUAUGUAACUGUAAUUAACGUCGAUCAAUUCAGGCUUGGUCUCUGUUUUAAGUCUUCGGUCAACAACUGGCAUCAAUUUUCUUUUCUAAAAUGUGGGAGAUAUUCAGAUUUGUUUGUUCAAUGUGGACUUCUAGCAACGUUCCCCUGUAGAUUUUCAUCAUAAGCAACAACAUGUCCAACUCUACAAAUAGGAGCUACCAGUUUCCUCGCAUGUAAUCGUUAUAUUUACUGGGACAUGCAUAAACUGCUACAACUUCAAUUAAGUCUUACACAAAAGUGCUGUCUGUUCGGGUCUUGUAUGUUGCUCAAUGUAUUUUGUUUCAUUCACAAUGUGUACAUACUACCUUUUGCUCAAACUCAUCAGGGAUAGCAUAGCAGAUCCACGCGCCCUCCACACUAACCCCCCCACGAGGAAGAUCCACCUACUGUUUCUUUUGUUGCUACACUCUUAGCCUUUCCCUCACCUCGAGUUUCACUGUAUGCUGAUGACAGACCGCUGUUUGCAGAUCUCCAGCUGUUUUGUUUUUUUUAAGAGCAGACUGCCUUUGCUUCCAUUAGCUAACUGCUGCCCUAUUGAAGGUUCAUUAAAGAUAGGCAAGAACGGAAGACAAAAUAAAAACAUGUCGAACUUCAAAAUAUUUCAUACAAAUGUAUUGAUGGCAGUUGUAUUUAUUUAUUACCUCUUGGGGGAAAAAUAGAAACCUAAUUUCAGUGUUCCUUCAUCAAUGUGAGCCUAUAUAAGAUUCCAUAUGGCUGACUAAUCAAACUCCUUCAUUUAUUCCAGCAAUAAUCUUUAGUACUGCUUGUAUGGGUGUCGCCGGUUGUGUUGGCUUUAAAACCGGUUUGAACUUCAUUUGGUUGUCUCAAUGCUCACGCAGUAAAUGUUUCUGAGAGCUUACACGUUUUGUCUUGGUCUGUUUGAUUCUUCCAAAUUGUCCAUUUGUAAUUUCUGUUCAAUUUUUUUUCAACUUUUCAGAUUAUACGAACAAAAUGCGAUAUGGCAAGAAAAAUGCACUGUUCCUGCCUCAGCAAAAUAAAGUUUGCUUUACAGAUGUUUUCA
Molecule: messenger RNA, 1713 nt
Organism: Notothenia coriiceps (black rockcod)
Lineage: Eukaryota; Metazoa; Chordata; Actinopteri; Perciformes; Nototheniidae
Gene: sdhdb
Product: succinate dehydrogenase complex, subunit D, integral membrane protein b
Exons: 4
Coding region: 42-518 (158 amino acids)
Biological process (GO): mitochondrial electron transport, succinate to ubiquinone; tricarboxylic acid cycle
Cellular component (GO): membrane; respiratory chain complex II (succinate dehydrogenase); mitochondrial envelope
Molecular function (GO): ubiquinone binding; heme binding
Source: RefSeq, a predicted model, not a curated record